AUGAAGCGGUCGGUCUUCUUUUUCCUGAUCUUGUUCUUAUUGAAUACACCGCGUAUUUUUUGCGAUGAUGACACCACUACUGAUGCACCUACUACAACCGCUGAAACAACUACCGUUGCUACCACGACUACAGAAGUGACAACGACGACGGCCGAAACCACUGCCGCGCCCACUACAGAAGAACCUGGACCAGAACCAACCCCAGAGCCCGAACCAACCCCAGAGCCAGAACCAACCCCGGAGCCAGAACCUACCCCGGAACCGGACACAACCUCAGAGCCAGGACCAACUCCAGAGCCAGAACCGGAUCCGCCUGGUGAAGAUGCUACUGGUAAGUUAAUCGUGAAUGGCAAAGCUACCGUCAUAAUAUAAACAACUCAUAUAUAUGCAUUGUUCUUUGUGUAAAAUGUUUUUUUUGUUGCGAAUACUUUAAUACUUCCUUUUAUGUUUUUUGUGUCAGUUUAAUGUUAAUUAUGUUUCAGGGCCUUUCGAUGGCGACAACAUGUUCUACACAAUCGGAGCGGGAUGUUCAGGUAUCAUCUUCCUACUCAGCACGUUGCUUCUCAUUUUGACAUUAGCUGGCAAGAUUUGUUAG
Molecule: messenger RNA, 595 nt
Organism: Bursaphelenchus okinawaensis
Lineage: Eukaryota; Metazoa; Nematoda; Chromadorea; Rhabditida; Aphelenchoididae
Source: the annotation of a GenBank genome assembly